AUGGGGGAGUUGAACUACUUUCUCGGUCUUCAAAUCAAGAAACUUAAGGAAGAGUUGUUUGUGUGUCAAACAAAAUAUUUCAACAAAUUGCUGAAGAAAUUAUGUAUGGAAGAUGCAAAAUCAAUUGACACUUCAAUGCCAACAAAUGGAAACUUAGAAAAAGAUGAAAAUGUUAAGGAUGUUGAUGUCAAGAAGUAUAGAGGUAUGAUUAAAUCUCAUAUAUAUCUUACUGCAUCUAGGUCGAACAUUAUGUUUAGCGUGUGUAUGUGCGCUCGUUAUCAAUCGGCUCCUAAGGAAUCACAUUUAAAAGCCAUAAAGCGCAUCCGUAGAUAUCUUCAUGGUAUAUCUAAAUAUGGGAUUUGGUAUUCCAAAGGAAGCAAGUGUAAUUUGGUUGGUUAUACCGAUUCCAAUUUUGCCGGUUGUAAAUCGGAUAGGAAAAGUACUAGUGGAACUUUUCACAUGUUUUAA
Messenger RNA from Lathyrus oleraceus (garden pea), 468 nucleotides. RefSeq lists its product as uncharacterized. The transcript has a single exon. The record is from RefSeq and is a predicted model, not a curated record. Bases 1 to 468 code for a protein of 155 amino acids. Lineage: Eukaryota; Viridiplantae; Streptophyta; Magnoliopsida; Fabales; Fabaceae.